Adineta ricciae is the source of this 474-nucleotide messenger RNA. The record is from the annotation of a GenBank genome assembly. Lineage: Eukaryota; Metazoa; Rotifera; Eurotatoria; Adinetida; Adinetidae.
AUGUCGUACAACUAUGAUGAUGAAUGUGCUGAUGAAGAAGGCGCCGAAAAAAUCCGUCAAACGGAAACAUUCUGCUCAGGGUCAAAGAUUAACUGUUCACAGAUUGGCUCGCACGACACACUGAAUGAUCAUUUAACAACAUGUUUUUGUCAAUCCUUACGAUCGACCUUGGUUGAACUCAGUACCAAAAAUGAACAACUAAAACAACGGAUGAAUGCACAACAAGCUGAAAUAGAUAGUUUAAAAGAUCAAUUAUCAAGCUUGCUGAACAAAAAACCAAACAGUGAACUAUCGUCAUCAGAAAAAAGUUCGUGUAACAAUUGUCGUGACUGUCUUUACCUGUCCGCUGCUGGUUGUAAUCCAGCUGGUUAUUAUCAUAUCUACGCUUAUAAUCAUACAACUUAUAAAUUCGAUGAUAAAGGAGAAAAACAUGGUGUUUCAAUUUCUUAUUGUAAAUGCCGUUGUCAUAAAUAG